GACAGACGCGGAAGUAAAUGGUAAACAAACACCUCGCUGAGCUGUUAGCACGAUGAAAUCUCUCCAAGAUGUCGUUAAAGUGGAAGUUUAAAUGAAUGACAGUCAGCGGUAUUGUAUGUGACAGCGUGUUAAGAUAUUUAGAAGCAAAUUUGAUAUUAAGAGGUUUUGGAUGCUGUCGCAGUAGCAGCUGUUUUGCCACGUACACCUGAUAACGUCAGUGUAAACUAAUGGAGCAGAAGCUGGCAGAGUUCAGAGCCAGACGACAGGCUGAAAGCACCGUGAAGAAGAGUGCUGAUCCGCCGUGCAGAGCACAGGCAGAGGCGGACACAGAUGCUCAGACUCACACAACAUCAACUACUGACAGUCUGCAAACAGAAGAGACGGAAAAUACCACAGCUACAACUCAGAGCCCCCAGAGGAAGGACCGCAGUGACUGGCUGCUGGACAGCGCUCUGGGAAGAUGGCUGGCCUCGAGACAAAUUGUCCUCUCAAACAUUAUUUUGCUCAAACUGCUGCUGUGGCUGGUGCUGCUCGGUCUGUUUGUCGAACUGGAGUUCGGGCUGCCUUUCUUCGUCAUCUCGCUCUUCUACUGGCUCUAUGAGGGACUCCGUAGCCCCGCUGCUCGCGAGCCUGGAGAACUGAGCGCUUAUUCUGUCUUCAACCCGGACUGUCAGCCUCUGCUGGGCUCUCUCACUGCAGAGCAGCUGGAGGGAGAGAUGGGUUACAGACCUCUGGCUAACAGAUGAAGCAACUGUGAUUUGCACACUUAUAUUAAAUAUCAACACCCUGUUGUCCUUUGAAAAAUGUUAAUUAUAUUCAGGAAAAUACAGGGACGUACAAUAAUGGUUUCAGUUCAUUAUUUCUAACACAUUAAACUGAGAUUGGUCUACGCACA
Epinephelus fuscoguttatus (brown-marbled grouper) is the source of this 895-nucleotide messenger RNA. RefSeq names its product SAYSVFN motif domain containing 1 (gene saysd1). The coding region runs from base 228 to 746 and encodes 172 amino acids. NCBI's taxonomy places the organism in Eukaryota, Metazoa, Chordata, Actinopteri, Perciformes, Serranidae. The transcript has 2 exons. The record is from RefSeq and is a predicted model, not a curated record.